CCCAGAGCUUGAAGCCCACACAUUUAAACAAUAUACCUCUAUUUUGCCAUGAUUAGCUUAAAGUUUUUGGCCCUGUUGUUUCUCUUACCUUCCAAGCUCCUCUACCAGACUAUCCUCUACUUCACCGUCGGCUCUAAUUUUGCAUGUAAAGACAUUAAGACACUUCUCCACAGCGUCGCCUCCAACCACAUUCUGGACUAUGUCGCUGCAUCCGAUUUAAUCGGUGUCUCCGGCCGCAAAGUGACCAUUGACCAAACGCUCGCAGGGGUGAAAAAGACCCUUACCACCGAAGGGCACUUGCCCUCCAACUUUGGAAAGAUGUAUCUGGGUUCUAAACAUGGUAGAUCCCAUUGGAUUGUAGAAGCCCCCGAUAGAACUACGGCUGAUCCAGUAGUGCUCUACCUCCACGGCGGUGGUUUUCUCUUUCCCACCUUCGACACCCAGCUCAAAGCCUUGGUCCAUAUCCAUCGAGGGUUGCAAAACGAUCGCUUAUCCAUCCUUCUGGUGGAUUAUUCGCUUUCGCCAGAGGUUCUCUUCCCGGGUGCGAUCAACCAGGUGGCCCAUAUCUUUCAUAAACUAGUGGUGCAAGAAGGCAACACCAAUAUCUGGCUAAUGGGUGAUUCGGCCGGUGGGAACAUGUGCGUGGUGUUACUCAAACAUAUCCACUCACCUAUCAAUGCCAUUACUACCGUCAUCCCGGAAAGGUUUAGGCCACGCGGGGCAAUCCUCAUCUCUCCCUGGCUCAAUCUCGAUCCUAAACCUGUCGGAUCGUACCUUAGAAACGCCAAGACCGAUAUUCUUACUUUCGGCAUGUAUCGCAUUUUUAGUGAGAUGUACCACCCAGACACCCAGCUCAGACGGACCUUGCCUAUCAGUCCAUUCUACUCACAGUCAUCGGACUGGGAAGGCGUAUUGCCUGGAAUGCUAUUGGUUUUGGGCGGUGAGUCUGAGGUAAUUGUGGAUGAGCUUCUCAGGUGGGUGGAGAUUGCAAAGAUUGACCGUUCUUCGUUGGGUAUCCAGCCUCGAGGAAUGCACGAUGAGUUUAUGCUCUACACCGAGACCUUUGAGAGUUACAAGGAAAGCUAUGCGUACACUGCCAUCACGAAAUUUCUCAAGGAUAAUUUAUAAAUGCCUGAUGGGUUAGAGAUGCAGAAGGAAUGAAACAUUGGAGAAUGAAUUAUGGGAGCUUUCAUGUAAGUACAUGGUAUAGGGUGCAUUAUUUCGAUAUCCAAGAAAGGACUGGGGGUAAACAUUGGGAAUGAGGUUAUAUUUGCUCGAAAUAGUCGAUUUGAAUAUCGGGGUGACCACCCUGAAAGUAUUGGUUGGCCAUUUCGUGUUCAAGAGUGAUUU
Messenger RNA from Babjeviella inositovora NRRL Y-12698, 1350 nucleotides. RefSeq lists its product as uncharacterized. Bases 49 to 1128 code for a protein of 359 amino acids. The transcript has a single exon. The record is from RefSeq and is a predicted model, not a curated record. NCBI's taxonomy places the organism in Eukaryota, Fungi, Ascomycota, Pichiomycetes, Serinales.